Lactuca virosa is the source of this 243-nucleotide messenger RNA. Lineage: Eukaryota; Viridiplantae; Streptophyta; Magnoliopsida; Asterales; Asteraceae. The record is from the annotation of a GenBank genome assembly.
AUGUACGUAAAUAGUUACAACUACGUAAACUUUUUAGAGAAAUAUACCAAACCUAACGGUUUCUUGCAAACGCAUGUAAAAUAUGAUUUUGGGAAAAGAGGAUGUUUAAAAGGAGAUUUACAUUUACGUGAAUCCCCCAUUCUCUCUGUUAAAUACUUGCAUACCAUUUUUCUUCAAAACCCUAACCCUAACAACAACACAUGCCCCCUUCCUCUGUUCCUCAACCAUAACUCGAUCAGAUAA